Messenger RNA from Jaminaea rosea, 3570 nucleotides. RefSeq lists its product as hypothetical. The transcript has 4 exons. The record is from RefSeq and is a predicted model, not a curated record. Bases 54 to 3506 code for a protein of 1150 amino acids. Lineage: Eukaryota; Fungi; Basidiomycota; Exobasidiomycetes; Microstromatales. Gene Ontology annotation, cellular component: fungal-type vacuole membrane; cytoplasm. Gene Ontology annotation, biological process: vesicle-mediated transport; autophagy; endosomal vesicle fusion.
CCUCGACCCUUCGUCUUGCUCUUCUCGCCUUUGUCUUGCCCACCUUGGCCGCUAUGGCCUCGCCUCGUCAUCGAGACUACGCUUUGCAGCCUCUACUUCACCCUGCCAUUCCGCAACAUCAUCAGCAGCACAGUCAGCCCAACUCACCAGCAGCAAUCGCUCUUUCCCUCCGUUGCGCAGAAGGACAUGCUCGUAAUCUCUAUGCCGGGACAUCAGAUGGAGUCAUUCACCACUAUCGUCUCACCGACGAGGGGUCGUCAACAGAGCCUGAUCAGUUUCAGCUGGUAGGCUCCAAGACCAUCUCGUCGUCGGGUAAGCCAAUUGAGAAAAUUCUCAUUCUCCAUCGCAUCGGACUGGCCGCUGUUCUCUGCGAAUCAAGUCUCUCCUUCCUCCAUCUUCCCAACCUCGACCCUUUGCCCCCUCGGCUACUUCCAAUCACUCGUGGUGUCAGUACCGUAGUCCUCGAUGACGCAGAAACUGAUGGCGUCGACGCCGAAGGAUUCGUCAGCCUGUGCAUCAUCAAGCGCCGCCAAGCUGUCCUAGCCAAGGUGGGCAUGGGCCGCUUCAUCACAAUCAAGGAGGUCCCUCUACCAUCCGGAGUUGUCCUCGCUAGGCGCAAUGGCGACGUCCUAUGUACAGCUAGCACAAGCGAGUACAGCCUCGUGAAUCUGACCUCGUCACAAGUCAUGCCUCUCGGCCUCCCAAUCAGCCACUCGACAGAAUCUCCUUCAGCAUCGACUCGACCCUCCAUCCUCUCCCUUUCUGCCCCUUCACUCAACGCUCCAGCCGAAUGCGAAUUCCUCAUCACCAGCCACUCGGAGGAUCAAUCCCUCGGCGUCUUUGUAAAGUCAGACGGCGAACCAUCGCCAAAGCUCAUCGAAUGGCAGAGCCACCCACGCGCCCUCUACAUUGACGAUGCCCAAGGUCAACUCAUCUCACUGUUGCGCAACGAUGCCAUCGAGGUGCACGACCUAGAAAGCAUGCAGUGCGUGCAGACGAUACAGCUGCCAGACGCUCUCGAGCCCAGACUGCUCUCCUCGGGUGCUUCGACUCUUGAUAUUGCUGAGCCUCACACAGAGGUGCAGGCCAAGCCAACCCUCAUCGAUGCUGCUGAUACAGGAUCGACUCCUGCAGACUUUCCUGCAGCUCUUCGUCAUCCUUCAUGGCGCUCAGCUAUCCUCUCUUCCUCUCGGCGUACCGCCACCGUCAUCAUGUCGUGCAGAAAUGCCGUACAAUGCUUGACAGAACCUGUUGAGCUGGGCGAGGCUCUGCGCUUUCUGGCUCGAGGACAGUGGUCUGCUCUGCACCGCUUGGCCGACGAGGUGUGGGACAAGACGGGCAGCGUGGACAGCAUGGUACUCAAAGCCCUCUACAGCCUCCUCACAAUGCGCUACAUCUCCAUGCUCGACUUCUAUGCUGCUCAGCAGACCUUUCGUCGCUCUUCGCUGGACGUGCGCCUGCUGUUGCGCCUCUUCCCUGACCUCUGGGACGCUGGUCAGGCGAGCGAAUCGAUCCCCAUCUUUCCAGCCCUCGCUCAAUUGGCAACGGCACCGAGGCAGCCCAUUGAGGAGGCAAUCGACGCCAAUAUCGCCUGGUUGUACGGUCCGCACCUCGAUGCUUACACAGACAAGCACCUGCGAACAUUGCGACAACGGCUCCUCGCUCGAGCCUACGCGAUGAUCGAGAGCGCCCUCUCUUCCGUUGCGAACACGUCGGGCUCAGACUCAAUGCGCUGCAUGACAGACACGGCCCUUGCUAAGCUCUACAUUCGACAGGGCGACGGACAACGACUCUGUGAAAUCCUACUCAAGCCGGAAAGUGCCGCCGAUGUUGACGCCAUUCUCGCGAGUAAUGAGAAUGUCGAGCAGCUGGAUGGGGUUGCUGCCGCCCUGGGGGAGCUCUACUUCAGCAGGCAACAGUGGGGCAAGGCAGUCGAGGUAUGGGCAAAGCUUGUCGAGGAGCAGCCCCAGCAGCAAAGCAGUCUCCGCGGUAUACCGGACAUCGUCGAUGCACUACAGCGCUGCGACGAGGCAACGCAGCACCAUUACGCUCUUUGGCUGGUUAGAUUCGAUUCACAAGCUGCCGUCAAGCUCCUAGCGGGGCUUGGAGGGCGAAAGGUCGCUGCUCGAGGCCGAGGCCGAGCCGGCAGUGAGACUGACGAUAGCGCCGUACCUGCUGGUCCGCGUAGCCGCCCUGAGGAUGUGAGCAAGAUCAUCGCCGAGCUGCAUGCUGCUGGAGCGCACGACGCUGCGGACCGCUUUGUGGAGCACAUGGUGGUGCACGCCGCGCCAAGUGGUGACGCGGAGGCAGAAAGGGACGUUGCGUCGCAUCGCGCAGCCCUCGUUGACUCGUUGCUCAGCCGAAUCCUCUCGGCAUUGAAGGGGCAUGGAGAAGCUAAUCGCUUCUACGCCUCGGCCAUGAGCGACUAUCGGGAGGGAGGCUACGCUGAGUCUUUUGCCGCACACUUGGCUUUACGCAGACAAGAGGCGCCUCCUCAGGCUCUCUUGCUAGAGAGAUUUAAACUCAUGUUCCUCCUUCAGGCGGAUAUGGCUUCAGCGACGCCAGAAGCCUCUGAAAGGGCUAGCUUUCUCCUCGAGAGGAUCUCAGCUGUCGAAGGCGACCUUCUGGCCUUUGAGCGUACAGUCGUCCUCGGUGGGCUUGGCAGGCAUCGCGAGGCGCUACGUACGCUAGCCAUGGUGCUGCGUGAUGCGAAUUCUGCAGAGGCCUACUGCAUCCAGGCAGGUACUUUGGUCAUGGGGCCGUGGGCGGCCGAUUGCGUCGCGGAUGCAUGGGACGGCGCUGCGGGGCAAACAGGGAGCCAAGCUGAAGAGGCGGUCCUCAAACCGUACGCUCAAAUGCUGCAUCGCGCCAUCGAGACUGCAAAUACGAGGAAAGCGAGGAAGGCCGGGCGCGCCUGGGGCGACGCGAGAGAUGAGCUGCUGCGCACACUCCUUUCCCUCUACCUUGACGAUGGCGACGACAACGAUGCGGACGAGGUUGGUAAAGCCGCGGUCGCAGCGCCCACCUACCGCCAGCAUGCCGUAUCGCAUCUUUCUUCGUCCCACGCGACUGGCUCACUCGACGCCUUGUCCGUCGUCUUACCACUGGUUCCUCCACAUUGGCCUCUACGAUGCCUGUCCACGUCUCUGAUGCGGAGCCUGCGCCGACGAGGUACGGCGAGAUGUCGCGGUUCAGUAGAGCGCAGCUUGGCUUUGGCGGAUAGUCUCGAAAAGAGUGAGCGGACGUGGGGGGUGCUGCGUAGUAUGGGAGGCGUGAUCCAAGAGGACGAGGGCGAUGGGAAUGGGAUCGGGGGUGGGGAUGGUCAGGAUGGGGCAGCUCAACAAGUGUCAAUCGACACGCAUAGCGAGCACAAGGAGAAGACUGUCCCGGCGAAAGAGGCAGCACGGAUGCCACAAGGCCAGGUCGAUGGCAGCGGGGGCACGCCAGAGAAGAGGCGUACAGCCUUCGACAGACUAGACGGGGAUGCGGACUCGCUACGUUGGUGAGCAUGCUGAGAAGGAGAUGACCAUUUACAAUGAAAUGCUAUGAUACCAGUGGUCAGUUGCAUCC